AUGGUGAGCCAGCUCGUUUGGCAGCAGGCUUCUGCAUCUCGUGGGAUGGCCAGACGGCUCUUCCCACAACGGCUCUUCGCCCGUGGCCUGGCCACCGAGGCCUCCUCCUCCCGCAUGCCCCCGUACCCCAAGCUCGUCCGCAACCUCGAGCAGGUCCGCCGAGUCCUGGGUUCUGACCGUGCCCUCACCCUCGCCGAGAAGAUCCUCUACGCGCAUUUGGACAAUGCCGAGGAGUCAUUGCUCACUGGGACCAACAAUGGCCGUGACGUUCGAGGCAAGGCCAAUCUGAAGCUGAAGCCCGAUCGUGUAGCCAUGCAGGAUGCUUCUGCCCAGAUGGCGUUGCUCCAAUUCAUGUCCUGCGGCCUUCCUUCCACCGCUGUCCCAGCCAGUAUCCACUGUGACCACAUGAUCGUCGGCGAGCGCGGUGCCGAUACUGAUUUGCCUGCAUCAAUUAAGGGCAACAGUGAGGUCUUCGACUUCUUGGAGAGCGCCGCUAAGCGCUACGGCAUCGAGUUCUGGCCCCCUGGUGCGGGUAUUAUCCACCAGAGCGUGCUGGAGAACUACGCCGCCCCUGGAUUGAUGAUGCUCGGUACUGACAGCCACACUCCUAACGGAGGCGGUCUAGGUGCUAUUGCUAUCGGUGUUGGUGGUGCCGACGCCGUUGAUGCGCUUGUCGAUGCUCCCUGGGAAUUGAAGGCUCCUAAGGUCCUCGGUGUUCGCCUCGAGGGCCAGCUGAGCGGAUGGGCUUCGCCUAAGGACAUUAUCUUGUCUCUGGCUGGUAAGCUGACUGUCCGCGGUGGUACUGGCUUUGUGGUUGAGUACCACGGCCCUGGUGUCGAGACUCUCAGUUGCACCGGUAUGGCUACCUGCUGUAACAUGGGCGCUGAGGUGGGUGCCACCACCUCAAUCUUCCCCUUCUCGCCCAGCAUGGUUCCCUACCUGCAGGCGACCCACCGUGGCCACGUCGCCGAAGCUGCUGCUAAGGUUGCCGCCGCUGGUCCCUCGAGCCUGCUACGCGCCGACACCAAGGCCGAAUAUGACCAGCUGGUCACUAUCAACCUGUCCGAGCUCGAACCCCACAUCAACGGACCCUUCACCCCCGACUUCUCGGUGCCGCUGUCCAAGUUCGCCGACACCGUCCGCGAGAAGAAGUGGCCCGAGACCUUCGGCGCCGGCCUCAUCGGUAGCUGCACCAACUCCUCCUACGAAGACAUGACCCGCGCCGAGGAUCUCGUCAAGCAAGCCACCGCCGCCGGCCUCAAGCCCAAGGCCGACUUCUUCAUCACCCCCGGCAGUGAACAGAUCCGCGCCACUCUCGACCGCGACCAAACCCUCAACACCUUCUCCGAAGCCGGCGGCAUCGUCCUCGCCAACGCCUGCGGCCCCUGCAUCGGGCAAUGGAACCGCACCGACGGCGUCCCCAAGGGCGAAGACAACGCCAUCUUCACCUCCUACAACCGCAACUUCCCCGGCCGCAACGACGGCAACCGCAAGACAAUGAACUUCCUCGCCUCGCCCGAGCUCCACCACCUUCAACCCAAUGACCGACUCCCUCACUGCACCGGACGGCUCAACCUUCAAAUUCCAGCCCCCAAGGGCUUCGACCUCCCCAGCGCCGGUUUCGAAGAAGGAAACCCCGCCUUCCUCCCCACAGCCGCCGUCCCCGACGCCAGCAGCGAAGUCAUCGUCUCCCCGACCUCCGACCGCCUCGCCCUCCUCGAGCCCUUCGCCCCCUUCCCCAAGGGCGAUCUCACCGGCCUCCAGGUCCUCUACAAAGUCAAAGGCCAGUGCACCACAGACACCAUCUCCGCCGCCGGCCCCUGGCUCAAAUACAAGGGCCACCUCCCCAACAUCUCCGCCAACACACUCAUCGGCGCCGUCAACGCCGCAACCGGCGAGACCAACGUCGCCUACGACGAAGCCGGCAAGCAAUCCGGCAUCCCCGAGCUCGCCGAGUCAUGGAAGCAGCGCGGCAUCGAGUGGCUGGUCGUCGCAGAGGAUAACUACGGCGAGGGUUCCGCCCGUGAACACGCCGCUCUGCAACCCCGCUACCUCGGCGGCCGAGUCAUCGUCUCCAAGAGCUUUGCUCGUAUCCACGAGACAAACCUCAAGAAGCAGGGCGUUGUGCCUCUCACCUUCGCCAACCGCGAGGACUAUGACCGCAUCGAUGCCUGUGAUAAGGUCGAUACUGUUGGUCUUUACGAUGUGCUGCAGGCUGGUGGACAGGGUGAGAUCCAGCUGCGGGUUACCAAGCAGAAGACCGGAGAGGUGUUUGCCGUUCCUGUCCAGCACACUCUGAGCAAGGAUCAGUGUGGAUUCAUCCUCGCUGGUAGUGCUUUGAACUUGCUGGCGAAGAAGGCUAAUGCGCAGUAA
Molecule: messenger RNA, 2373 nt
Organism: Penicillium paradoxum
Lineage: Eukaryota; Fungi; Ascomycota; Eurotiomycetes; Eurotiales; Aspergillaceae
Product: aconitate hydratase ACO2
Exons: 3
Coding region: 1-2373 (790 amino acids)
Biological process (GO): tricarboxylic acid cycle
Cellular component (GO): mitochondrion; cytosol
Molecular function (GO): aconitate hydratase activity; 4 iron, 4 sulfur cluster binding
Source: RefSeq, a predicted model, not a curated record